Melozone crissalis (California towhee) is the source of this 1754-nucleotide messenger RNA. RefSeq names its product small integral membrane protein 11 (gene SMIM11). Bases 204 to 392 code for a protein of 62 amino acids. The record is from RefSeq and is a predicted model, not a curated record. The transcript has 4 exons. NCBI's taxonomy places the organism in Eukaryota, Metazoa, Chordata, Aves, Passeriformes, Passerellidae.
CGGCCGGGCCCGGCGCUGCCGCUGCCGGGAGCUCCGUGAGGGAGCGCCGCCCCCGCUGCCAUGGCCGCCCGCAGAGUUUGGAGUAUGUGAGGAGCUGCCAGAGGAAUCACUCAUAUUUUAAUUUCUGCUUCAUCAGAUGCUCCUGCCCUGCCCUGUGCCUCCAGGAGUGUGACCCCCCAGUCCUGGGGCUGCCCACAGCUGAGAUGGUGGCCUUCAACUGGAAGGCUCUGGAGAACUUCCCACUGCUGAUGUACAUUUUGGCAGCUAAAACAUUGAUCCUUUGCUUGGCCUUUGCUGGAGUCAAAAUGUACCAGAGCAAGAAAAUUGAGGAGAAACUGAAGAGGGAACGUGAGGAGAAACUGAAAGCAGAAGCAGAGAAGAAGGAUGAGUGAAGAGUGCCUCAGGUGUGGAAUUGAUUGGGCUUGGACAUUGUUAAUCCCAGUGGGAUUGAGUUGGAUUUUGGAUCCCAAAGUGAGCUCUUGGGAUGUUUCAGGGAUUUGCUGUCUCAUUUUCUGUGGGACUUGCAUGAGCCACUGUCCUGUUUGAGGAUGUUUGAGCACAAUGUUCCCUCUCUGGUUUUAUCUGCCUGGUGCACAAAGAGAGGGAUAAAUUGGGAAUAACUGCAGGGGAGCAGGCAGGCGGGACGCUGCAAUCAGAGCUCUGGGCUUGAAAGCAAUAAAUAAAGAGAGAAAAUAAAUAAUCAGCCCAUUUCUAGAGGAGAGAAAUCAUUGACAACUUGGGGAGGGUUUAGCUGGAAAGGACAAAUCCCACACCUGGAAUUCCCAAAGGGACAGGUUCUGCUGUGGAACAUCCACCAUGUAGAAUUCCCUGAGAAAAAUGCACAUUUUUCUGCUUGAAAGAGCAAAGUGAACAUGACAAAAUCCCCUAAAUUUGGGAUUCUCGUUCUGAAAUUCCCGAGUUCCUCCCCUCUGUUUCCAAGGCUGAAGCAAUCCCUGCAUUCUUGGAGCAGAUCCAUGAGCAGAGUGAGUCCUGCCUGCUGCUUGGAUUCUAUUCCCUGCCCUGCUUGUCAUUUUUGGAGCAGUUUGCUUCACUUCUCCCUGUUCUGCAGCAAAAUGGGAAUUCUAUUCCUGCCUGCCCUUUGGAAACUCAGUGGGAGUUUGAUGUCAUGUUGCUCUUUAUUGAAAUAAAAUCUUAUUUCCCUUUCUGAGGUCAUCCCCUCCCAUCUAAAGACACUUCAAAUCUUUCCUCAAUUUUAUUUCCACCCUGCCACUCUUUUAUUCCCUUUAUUCCCAAGGAUUGGGAAUGGUGCCUAGAAAUGAGGCCCUGGGAAUAACCAUGGGAAUAAAGAUUUCUCUAUUUACACACAAAAAAACCAAAAACAAAACAACAAAAAAGCCCAGCAAAACCAAAGGGGUUUUUCAUGCUUCCAGCAGGUUCAGGACUUUGGGGCAGAUUUUGGGCACUUCCCUGGCAAAGGAAAGGUUGUGCAGGGCUGGGAGCAGCCUGGGGUAGUGGGCAAUGUCCCUGCCCAUGGAUGGGAUGAGCUUUAAGAUCCCUCUAACCCAAACCAGCCCUGCAUUCUGGGGUUCUGUGCAGUUUUAUCCCAGGGAAUUCUGUUUGGCAAACCCCACAGCUCCAGGAUCAUCACACAAACCCUCAGUGCCCAGCAGGUGACACCACCCUUGGUGUUAAAACCUCUCUGAUUGCACAGAAAUUCCCUUCCCAGUCCCCAGAGCUGCCUUGUCCUUGCUAAACUCUGGGAUUCAGAGGGAGGAAUUCCCCCAUGGAGCUGG